Molecule: messenger RNA, 987 nt
Organism: Oryzias latipes (Japanese medaka)
Lineage: Eukaryota; Metazoa; Chordata; Actinopteri; Beloniformes; Adrianichthyidae
Biological process (GO): somite rostral/caudal axis specification; mesoderm formation; heart morphogenesis
Cellular component (GO): nucleus
Molecular function (GO): RNA polymerase II cis-regulatory region sequence-specific DNA binding; protein dimerization activity; DNA-binding transcription factor activity, RNA polymerase II-specific
Source: RefSeq, a predicted model, not a curated record
CAAGCGGAGGAGAGCUGAGCAGCGCUUCCAGCUCCUCUGUCCUUCCAGAACAGACCGUGGAGCUCCUCCUCACAACAUGGAUACCUCCUCGGUCCCUUUUCUUGACUACAGCCUGCAGUACCAGUGGUGUUCCGACACGGACCUCUCCAGCACGUCUUCUCCAGAAACCCUGUCUCCUGUCUACUCCAUGGACUCCAGCCUCUCCCCCUCCUACCAGCAGCCGUCACAGUCCACUCCCAGGGCAGCGAAGAACCCGUACUCCCAGAACCUCAAGUCCUCGCCCCGCUCCCCGUCUGGACGUGGCCGGAAGCUGGGCCAAGCCUCCCGGAUCCGCAGCAAGCAGAGGGAGAGCGCCAGCGAGAAGGAGAAGCUGAGGAUGAGGGAUCUGACCAAGGCUCUUCAUCACCUCAGGUCCUACCUGCCGCCAUCCGUCGCUCCUGCAGGCCAAACCCUGACCAAGAUAGAAACGUUGCGCCUCACCAUCCGCUACAUCUCCUACCUGUCCGCCCAGCUGGGCCUCAGCGAGGAGGUGCUGUUCCAGAGGAGGGAGCAGGCGGAUACAUCCGCCAGCUCCUCUCCUGACAUCAUCCGCUACUUCCAGAACGCCUCAGCAGCUGGACGGGCGGAGAGCCAGAGCCUGAACCAGAGCCUAUACCAGCUCCAUCAUUUCAGCCAGCAUGCAGUGAUGCAUUCUGGGGAAUGUAGUUUUGGAGCACCUCAGUUCAGCAGGCAGAACUCUGAGGGCGUUCAGGGAAACGUGAGGACCAGCGCAGAGCUACAGACACCUCCUGCCUCCCAGGCCUCCUGCCAGAUGUGCGGCAAAGACUUCUGCACUCCUCUGGUUCCAAGAGAGUACUGGGGUUAGACUUUCCUCCACUUCGGACGCUGCUGCGGUUCCUGUUGCAUCCCUGUGAACUUUAUUUAUUGAAAACAAGUUAUACAGCUUUUAUUUAUUCCCUCACUCUAAACUUUCUAUGUAAAUACUGA